Messenger RNA from Strongylocentrotus purpuratus (purple sea urchin), 1056 nucleotides. RefSeq names its product L-rhamnose-binding lectin CSL3-like. The transcript has 3 exons. Bases 1 to 1056 code for a protein of 351 amino acids. The record is from RefSeq and is a predicted model, not a curated record. Gene Ontology annotation, molecular function: carbohydrate binding. NCBI's taxonomy places the organism in Eukaryota, Metazoa, Echinodermata, Echinoidea, Camarodonta, Strongylocentrotidae.
AUGAAACCGACUACCACGGAUACUAGUACUACUAUCUCUGCGAUCAGCGGCACCACCAAACCGACCACCACGGAUACUAGUACUACUAUCUCGGCAACCACCGGCACCACCAAGCCGACUACCACGGAUACUAGUACAACUAUCUCGGCGAUCACCGGCACCACCAAACCGACCACCACGGAUACUAGUACUACUAUCUCGGCAACCACCGGCACCACCAAGCCGACUACCACGGAUACUAGUACUACUUUCUCCCCAACCACCGGCACCACGAAACUGACCACCACGGAUACUACUACCGUUUUGGCAACCACCGGCACCACGAAACAGACUACCACGGAUACUAGUACCACUAUCUCGGCAACCACCAGCACCACGAAACUGACCACCACGGAUACUAGUACUACCGUCUCGGCAACCACCGGCACCACGAACCCGACUACCACGGAGAAUACCCGAGUUACCCAGAUCGUAUGCGAGGGAGACACAUCCCUCAUCUACUGUGCAGCGGGUGUCAUCAUCAUCCACACCGCAAGCUACGGUCGAACUGACGAAUCCACCUGCCAGCACCUAGAGUAUAAUGGCAAUACAGACUGUGACAAUGAUGAGUAUAUUGUCCUCAACCAAUGCUGUUUUGGGAGAGAACGAUGUAUCGUCUAUGCACAUAACGAUAUCUUUAGUGAUCCUUGCCCAGCGCCGCCAUAUACCACUAAAUACCUGAACGUCACUUAUACCUGUAUGGCUGAGUCGGUGAAUACAGAGACAGACAUCUUUAUUGUCUGUGAGGGCUUCAGUGAUGUCAUCGAUUGUGGAAGUGACAUCAUCACCAUCAACUCCGCCAUCUACGGCCGUACUGACCUUACGACCUGCCAGUACUGUACUAGUGAUCCCUUGGUUGCAAACAUAUGCUUCUCGGCAACCAGCGAUCAGGAGCAAAUUUUGUCCUCAUCAUGCGAUGGCCUGCAUUCAUGUACAGUAAUAGCGACGAAUGAAAUUUUCGGUUAUUCUUGCCCUGAUACGUACAAAUACUUGGCAGUUGAAUACGAGUGCACCUAA